UUUUGCUUGGGAAAAGAAAAAGAAAGAUUAUAACCGAAAAGUUCCACCAUCAAAAGCAGAGAGCUUCGUCACCUUCUCUCUUCUCUCUGCAACUUUCCUUCCGAAGGCUCCCGAGCUUCUCUCUCUGUGACUUUUCCCCAGUAGCUCGAUCGAAUUCGGCUUGUGACCAUCAGUCUGGAAGUUCACCGGGUCUGUAGAAUUUGUUUUGUGAAUAGUAAGUACCAUAUAUAAUUCAACAUCAACCAGCACAGUUUUCUUACACAAAUAUCUGGCUCCUGCAAACUGGAAUAUGUCAAGUGGACCAGUUAGACGUGUCUCACGUCAAGAUAUACAACUGGUGCAAAACCUUAUUGAGCGAUGCCUUCAGCUUUACAUGAACCAGAAGGAAGUGGUGGAAACUCUACUGGAACAAGCGAAAAUAGAGCCUGGUUUCACGGAACUUGUUUGGCAGAAGCUUGAGGAAGAGAAUCGAGAAUUCUUCAGGGCUUAUUACCUGAGGUUAAUGGUAAAGCAACAAAUAAUAGAAUAUAACAGGUUGCUUGAACAACAGGCGCGGUUGAUGCACCAGUUACACUCGACUGGAGUUUCUUCAAUUCCUACCUCCAAUGGAUCUCAUAUCCCAUCGAGGGACCUAUUGAUGUUGCAGUCAAAUCGGUCAGGAAUACGUAGCCUUCUAUCCAUGUCACUUCUAGUGCAUCAAAACUCAACAUGCUAUCCCCCAGACAGUGUGGGACCAGCAUUGAAGACAGAAAACUUACACCAUCAAGUUGGUUCCUGCUUACCUAAUCCAUUCACUAAUGGCGCGUCUUCAUUGCACAAUAGUAUGGAGAAUGCUGUUAAAAUGUCUGCUCAUGCCAACAGGAUUGAUGUCCCACCAAACAUGCUUUCGACUCAGAGCACCAACAUGGGGGGGCUGAUGCAAGGAAUAAAUGGGGGAAUUAUAAAAUCAGAAGUUGGAUAUUCAGGCACUUCUUACAUGUAUGGUGGUGAUGGCAGCAACCUGGAAACACGGCCCAAUAUGGGAGAUGCUUCUGUUGCACCUUUCAAUAGCGUAGAGUCCAAUUCACAACCCCUAAAUGAAUCACUUCUUGAUUCAGACUCUUCCUCGUUUGGUUUAUUAAGUCAGAUUCCUCGAAGUUUCAGCCUCUCAGAUUUGACAUUAGAUUUUUCUCAGAGUUCAGAUAUAUUGGAGAGCUAUCCUCGAUCACCUUUCUUGGCUACAGAUAAUGAAAACUUCAUGGAGUCUCGUGAAAGAGAACAUCAAGGAGACAAUAACAGGCUGGACACCAUUUCAGAAGGCGUGAGUUAUGAAGAUUUUGGCAGUGAAUAGUCAUGUAAUUUCAAAGUCAACUUUCGUGCUAGGACCGGAGGAACAUAUACAUAGCAUUCAAGAUUUUUAUAGUUUUCAGAAGCUGAAACUUGUACUCUUUCAAGAUUUUGGUUGGUGUAGAACUCACUGAUGUAGUGAGAAUUUGACAGUAGAAUGCUUCUUUCAAAGUGGAAACUGGACAGCAAGGUGGAAACUCUUGAUGGAAAUGUGUUUGUGACCUUGCACAUGCUGCAUCUGUGAUGAUUGGUUCGUUGUGGUAAAUUUACCUUUGAAAAUAUAUAAUUUGUGUACUUAUCCAGCGAAAGAAAGUUGUGAUGGUUAAUAAAGAAAAGUAUGUAUUUUGGCUUAAGUUAAUAAAGAGUUUUAGUUGUAUGUGUUUUUAUA
This is a messenger RNA of Rosa rugosa (rugosa rose), 1714 nucleotides long. RefSeq lists its product as uncharacterized. The record is from RefSeq and is a predicted model, not a curated record. The transcript is spliced from 9 exons. Lineage: Eukaryota; Viridiplantae; Streptophyta; Magnoliopsida; Rosales; Rosaceae. The coding region runs from base 290 to 1330 and encodes 346 amino acids.